Puma concolor (puma) is the source of this 6675-nucleotide messenger RNA. Lineage: Eukaryota; Metazoa; Chordata; Mammalia; Carnivora; Felidae. The record is from RefSeq and is a predicted model, not a curated record.
AUGCCCUCGGACUGGGAGGCCCGGCCGCUAGGCUCAGAGGGCUCCCACUCACCACCUCUGCCCGCCGGCCCCUCCAGCGACGUUGGGAAGCUGACCUGGGGUGGGGGUGGGUUCCCAGCCUCCCGCGCCCAGACCACCAGGACCCCCAGCUAUCGAGGGGGUGCCACGGGCCAGGGCAUCUUCCAGAGAGCGAGCGCCUGCCCAGCGCGAGGGAGUGGCCCCGAGCAGAAGAUGGCGGAGGCCACAGGCACCUCCCGGGCACAAGGGGGCCCACAGUGGGCACCUGUGCCCUGUGCCUCUUGGUCCAUUUCCCUAUUCCAGAAUAUCUCGAAGCCAAGCCUGGUGCAGAAUGACGCAGACACGGGGGGCAGUAGGAGGGGAGAAAAGCCAAAACUCCAGCGACAGAGGCGCCUGCCCCCGGUCCGCCGGGGGCGCUCGGCCGCCAAGAGGUGCCCAAAGUUAGGGAAACCAAGAGCGGAGCCGCCGGGCUGGGAGGAGCGGGCCGGGCGCCGCGGCCGAGGGGGCGCCGCUCGGGACCGGGAGCCAGGCCCCGGGGCGGCUGUGCAGUUUCUCUCCCUGGGCCUCAGGCUUCUCAUCUGCAAAAUGGGCACAGUGCGAGAGCCUUCUUCACCUGAGUUUAGGAUAGGCCCCCGGCAGGUGGCUGGGCCGUGGCAGAAGCAGCUGCUGGGCCCCACGUGGGAUCCGUUAAUCGUGCUGUGGCCGAGGCAGGGCCAGUACUGCGACAUCUGCACCGCCGCACACAGCAACAGGGCACACCCCGUGAGCAACGCCAUCGACGGCACGGAGCGCUGGUGGCAGAGUCCGCCGCUGUCCCGGGGACUGCACUACAAUGAGGUCAACGUCACCCUGGACCUGGGCCAGACCCGCCUGGCCCUGCAGCAUCAGCCCCGCAGGGACCCCACACUGGGUACAGACGGGUGCGAGCCAGGCCCAGGGCCCCCCGGGGAGCCGCACGCACGCUGCCCCCUGCUUCGCCGCGCAUGUGAGCAAACCGAGGCCGUGGGACGGCAGCCAGGGCGCGUCAUCCGGGACGCGGCGGGCAGCGGCACCGGGUCUCCAAGCCCCGGAGCUGGGAAGGGGAUGAGGACUGGCGGGGAGAGGCGGGCCUCACCUGAAGGGGUCCGUGGGGUCUUGGGCGUCACAGACGUCCGCGUGGCCAUGGCAGACGCAGCGGCCACCGAUGCUGAUGUCCUUGAUGCUAUAAUAAUACUGCACCCGCGGGCGGUGAGCGCCACGGCCCACCCACACCAGCCCCAGCCCGGCCAGACCGCCCCUGGGGCCCACCGGUCGGCGUCUCACCCGGCGGGUGACGGUGGGGUCCCGCAGCGCCUUGCCCAUGAGGUGGCCCAGCAGCGUGUUUGUGCGCAGGAAGCGCAGACGGAUGUUGGUAGCUUUGGUGAAGUCACGCAGCAGGGACCAGCAGGGACCGGCCACCGUGCUGCCCCAGAGCCCACCUCGCCGUUCUCCAGGGGCACGAUCCGGGAGUACUCGGUGGAGCAAACGACGUGGUCGUCCCGCGUGAUGCGCUCCAGCGUCUGUGGCCCGAACCGCUCAAAGCAGUCCCUCUUGGAGGCUGUGUGUGGGAACCGGGCGGGAAGCGGGAGCGUCCCCAUCAACGUGGCCGGUCACGGUGGCGCUGGACAGGUGCGCCAGGGAGACGUCAGGGCUCCUGACCGGCUCCCCUUGUUGCUCCUGGAGCUGCUGGGCCACGAAGCCGGUCUCAUGAGGGCCAAGAUGUGGCACCAGAGAUCCUGGCAGCACCAGCGCCUGGACCCAGCCCGGGCCCACCACCCAGAGGUCCGGUCUCGGCGAGUUGGCGAACUUGAUGAGCACAUAGGCCACGUGGAAAACCUGCGGGAGGACUGUGACUGCAGCGCCGCCGGGACCCAGGGCAACGCCUGCCGGAAGGACCCGCGGGUGGGACGCUGCGUGUGCAAACCCGCCUUCCAGGGCGUCCACUGCGAGCUCUGUGCCCCGGGGUUCUACGGCCCGAGCUGCCAGCCCUGCCGGUGUUCCAGCCCCGGAGUGGUGAAUGGGGACUGCGACCCUGACUCGGGCCACUGCGUGUGCCGGGAGGGCUUCGAGGGGGCCGCGUGUGACCGCUGUGCCCCGGGAUACUUCCACUUUCCUCUCUGCCAGCUGUGUGGCUGCAGCCCCGUGGGGACCCUGCCGGAGGGCUGUGAUGAGGCCGGCCGCUGCCCGUGCCGGCCAGGGUUCGACGGCCCUCACUGUGACCGCUGCAGCCCGGGCCACCAUGGCUACCCCGACUGCCACGCCUGCACCUGCGACCCCCGGGGUGCCCUGGACCAGCUCUGCGGGGCAGGGGGCGUGUGCCUCUGUCGCCCCGGCUACACGGGCGCUACCUGCCAGGAAUGCAGCCCCGGCUUCCACGGCUUCCCCCACUGUGCCCCCUGCCGCUGCUCCGCCGAGGGCUCCCUGCACGUGGCCUGUGACCCCCGCAGCGGGCAGUGCAGCUGCCGGCCCCACGUGACGGGGCUGCGAUGUGACGCCUGCGUGCCCGGCGCCUACAACUUCCCCUCCUGUGAAGCCGGGUCCUGCCACCCUGCCGGCCUGGCCCCGGCCGAUCACACUCGUCCUGAGGCACAGGCCCCUUGCACGUGCCGGGCUCAUGUGGAGGGGCCGAGCUGCGAUCGCUGUAAACCCGGGUUCUGGGGGCUGAGUCCCAGCAACCCCGAGGGCUGCACCCGCUGCAGCUGUGAUCCCCGGGGCACGCUGGGUGGAGUCGCCGAAUGCCGGCCGGGCGACGGCCAGUGCUCCUGCAAGCCUCACGUGUGUGGCCAGGCCUGCGCAGCGUGCCGGGACGGCUUCUUCGGGCUGGACCGAGCUGACUACUUUGGCUGCCGCAGCUGCCGGUGUGACGUUGGCGGUGCGCUGGGACAGGGCUGUGACUCGCGGACGGGCGCCUGCCGGUGCCGCCCCAACACCCAGGGCCUCACCUGUGCCGAGCCGGCGCGGGACCACUACCUCCCUGACCUACAUGACCUACGCCUGGAGCUGGAGGAGGCAGCCACGCCCGAGGGCCGCACCGCGCGCUUCGGCUUCAACCCCCUCGAGUUCGAGAGCUUCGGCUGGAGGGGCUACGCGCAAAUGUCGCCCAUCCAGGUGGACGUUCAGCUUCAGGUGGCUGUGCCACAGCCGGGCCGCUACGUCCUGGUGGUGGAGUAUGCCAAUGAGGACGCCCGCCAGGAGGUGGGCGUAGGCGUGCACGUCCCGCGGCGGGCCCCUCAGCAGGGGGCACUCACUUUGCACCCCUGCCUCUACAGCACCCUGUGCCGGGGCGCCGCCCUGGACACGCAGCACCACCUGGCGGUCUUCCACCUGGACACGGAGGCCAGCGUCCGGCUCACGGCCAAGCAGGCACGCUUCUUCCUGCACAGCGUCACCCUGGUGCCCGUGGAGACAUUCAGCUUGGAGUUCGUGGAGCCCCGGGUCCGCUGUGUCAGCAGCCACGGAGCCUUCGAGCCCAGCAGUGCCACUUGCCUGCCGUCGCGCUUCCCGAAGCCGCCCCAGCCCAUCAUCCUGCGGGACUGCCGCGUGCUGCCGCUGCCUCCCGGCCUCCCCCUGGCCCGCUCGCAGGACUUCACGCCCGGCGCGCUCCCGCCAGGGCCCCAGCCUCGGCCCUCCACUGCCGUGGACCCCGACGUGGAGCCCACCCUGCUGCGCCACCCCCAGGGGACUGUGGUCUUCACCACCCACGUGCCUGCGCUGGGCCGCUAUGCCUUCCUGCUGCAUGGCUACCAGCCGGCGCACCCCACCUUCACCGUGGAAGUCCUCGUCAGCGGGGGCCGAGUCUGGCAGGGCCACGCCAACGCCAGCUUCUGCCCACACGGCUACGGUUGCCGCAUCCUGGUGGUGUGUGAGGGCCAGACCGUCCUGGAUGUGACCGACAGCGAGCUCACCGUGACCGUGCGUGUGCCCGAGGGCCGGUGGCUCUGGCUGGAGUAUGUGCUGGUGGUCCCCGAGGAGGCCUACAGCUCCAGCUACCUCCGAGAGGAGCCCCUGGACAAAUCCUACGACUUCAUCAGCCAGUGUGCCAGCCAGGGAUACCACAUCAGCCCCAGCAGCUCGUCCCAGUUCUGUCGUGAUGCAGCCUCCUCUCUCUCUCUCUUCUAUAACAACGGGGCUCGGCCUUGUGGCUGCCAUGAAAUGGGAGCCACGGGCCCCACAUGUGAGCCCUUUGGGGGCCAGUGUCCCUGCCGUGCCCAUGUCAUCGGCCGUGACUGCUCCCGUUGUGCCACUGGCUACUGGGGCUUCCCCAGCUGCAGGCCCUGUGACUGCCGAGGCCGCCUGUGUGAUGAGCUCACCGGCCGCUGUGUCUGCCCGCCUCGCACCGUCCCGCCCGAGUGCAUCGUCUGUCAGCCCCAGACCUUUGGCUGCCACCCCCUGGUUGGCUGUGAGGAGUGUAACUGCUCGGGGCCUGGUGUCCAGGAGCUCACGGAUCCCACCUGUGACAUGGACAGUGGCCAGUGCAAGUGCAGACCCAAUGUGGCCGGGCGCCGCUGUGACACCUGUGCCCCUGGCUUCCACGGCUACCCCAGCUGUCGCCCCUGUGACUGCCACGAAGCGGGCUCCACGCCCGGCGUGUGCGACCCCCUCACGGGCCAGUGCUACUGCAAGGAGAACGUGCAGGGCCUGAGGUGUGACCAGUGCCGCCUGGGGACCUUCUUCCUGGACGCUGCCAACCCAAAAGGCUGCACCCGCUGUUUCUGCUUCGGGGCCACCGAGCGCUGCGGGAGCUCGGCCCACACCCGCCGGGAGCUUGUGGACAUGGAGGGCUGGACGCUGCUGAGCAGCGACCGGCAGGUGGUGCCUCACGAGCUGCGGGCGGCCUCGGAGCUGCUCUACGCCGACUUGCGGCUCGGGGCCGAGGCCUUCCCUGAGCUGUACUGGCAGGCCCCACCCUCCUACCUGGGGGACAAGGUGUCAUCCUAUGGCGGGACCCUCCGCUACGAACUUCACUCGGAGACCCAGCGGGGAGACGUGUUCAUCCCCAUGGAAAGCAGGCCGGACGUAGUGCUGCAGGGCAACCAGAUGAGCAUCAUGUUCCUGGAGCCGGCGUACCCGGCGCCCGGCCACGUCCACCGCGGGCAGCUGCAGCUGGUGGAGGGGAACUUCCGGCACACGGAGACCCACAGCGCCGUGUCCCGCGAGGAGCUCAUGAUGGUACUGGCGGGCCUGGAGGAGCUGCACAUUCGCGCGCUCUUCUCCCAGACCUCCUCGGCCGUCUCCCUGCGCAGGGUGGCGCUGGAGGUGGCCGGCGAGGCGGGCGGGGGGCCUCCAGCCAGCAACGUGGAGUCGUGCAUGUGCCCUGCCAACUACCUUGGGGAUUCUUGCCAGGAGUGUGCCCCCGGCUAUUACCGGGACGUCAAAGGUCUCUUCUUGGGUCGCUGUGUUCCCUGUCAGUGCCACGGCCACUCAGACCGCUGCCUCCCCGGCUCGGGCGUCUGCGAGGGCUGCCAGCACAACACCGAGGGCGACCGCUGCGAGCACUGCCAGGCUGGCUUUGUUCGCAGUGGGUCCGAGGACCCGACGGCCCCCUGUGUCAGCUGCCCCUGCCCCCUCGCCGUGCCUUCCAACAACUUCGCGGUGGGCUGCGUCCUGCGAGGUGGCCGCACACAGUGUCUCUGCAAACCCGGCUAUGCGGGCGCCUCCUGCGAGCGAGAGGGCUGGGCCUGCGUGCCAGGAGUGGGGGAGGAGGGGCUCCCGGGGCUGAGGCUGCCUUCCGCCACAGCGCGGGCUACCCUCCAGGGCACCGGGACCCCGCUCCGAGAUGCCCAGGCCAAGAAGGAGCAGCUGGCAGCCCGAGUCCGGGAGGUACAGGCCAUGUUGGCCAUGGACACAGACGAGACGAGCAGGAAGAUCGCUCAUGCCAAAGCCGUGGCCGCUGGAGCCCAGGACACGGCCGCCCGUGUGCAGUCCCGGAUUCGGAACAUGCAGCAGAACUUGGAGCGGUGGCAGGGCCAGUACGGGGACCUGCGGAGCCAGGACCUGGGCCAGGUGGUCCUGGACGCGGGCCGCUCAGUGUCCACCCUGGAGAAGACGCUGCCACGGCUGCUGGCCAAGCUGAGCCUCCUGGAAAACCGUGGGGCGCACAACGCCAGCCUGGCCUUGUCCACCAACAUUGGCCGCGUGCGGGAGCUCAUUGCCCAAGCCCGGGGGGCUGCCAGCAAGGUCAAGGUGCCCAUGAAGUUCAAUGGGCGCUCGGGGGUGCAGCUGCGUGCCCCUCGGGACCUCUCCGACCUCGCCGCCUACACCGCUCUCAAGUUCUACCUCCAGAGUCCAAAGAUGGCGUCUGGCCAGGUCACCGGGGACCGCUUCGUGCUGUACAUGGGCAGCCGCCAGCCCAGUUACAAGGACCCUGUGCCCGCAGUGACCAAAGGUGGGAAUACCCUCCGGCUGACGGUGGACACACAGACCAACGGCACCCGAGGCCCCACGGUGGCAGUGGCCUCAGGGGACGCCCUGGCCCCUCUGCACCUUGGCGGCCUGCCCGGGCCCACGAACACACAGGCUGGGCCUCUGGCCUACCAUGGCUGCAUGAGGAACCUGGUGGUGAACCGGUCCCCCGUCACCUGGCCUCGCUCUGUGGGUGUUCAGGGGGCAGUGGGGGCCAGCGGCUGCCCCACCACCUAG